This is a messenger RNA of Papaver somniferum (opium poppy), 1438 nucleotides long. RefSeq lists its product as uncharacterized. NCBI's taxonomy places the organism in Eukaryota, Viridiplantae, Streptophyta, Magnoliopsida, Ranunculales, Papaveraceae. Bases 209 to 1099 code for a protein of 296 amino acids. The transcript is spliced from 3 exons. The record is from RefSeq and is a predicted model, not a curated record. Gene Ontology annotation, cellular component: mitochondrial matrix.
UUGGUGGCCUCACGCUAGAAAAAAAAGUACUCCUGGCUAAACAAAUUGUUCAUUGCCCUUGACAUAGUUUAUUAUUAGGGAUUCGGCCUAGCGAUCCAGUGUCGUGAGCUGAGCUCUGUUGUUCUGCAUCUUAAACCCUAAACCCCUUUCUUCUUCCCGAUUUGUCAUUUUUUUCCUUUGAUUUUGUUUCUAGAGAAUCGAAUCAGUUAUGAAUUCAAUACUCCGAAGGAGCAGUAGAAGUACUACUCUUCUACUUCUCCAACACCAUCUUCAGUCUUCUUCUUCUUCUUCUCGAUUUACACCAACAUUUAAUCAGCAAAACCAAUUUUUCUCUACUUUUUUACUGGGAAAUAGAGUGUCAUCCAAAUUAAACCCCAAUUAUAGUGUAUCAAAAGAAAAGUCAAUCUUAAACCAAUUUCGAUUCUUAGCCUCUUCCUCCUCCUAUUUUGCUGCUUCCGAUUCUAUAAAUCUCGAUGCUACCGAGAGACUAAAACAAGUCAUCGAAGAAGAACUGGAAAGUGUCGAAGCUAUGGCUGAAGUUGAUCGCCACAGUAAUCAGGGUGAUGAUACUCUUGAGUUGCUGCUAGACCCAGAGGAAUGCCCGUUUGAGGUGGUUGACAAUCCCGGUGAGCAGACAAUCAUCUUGAAACGGAUGUUUGGAGAUAAUGAGAGUAUCCAAAUCGAUGUUGCUAUGCCAGGAGGAGAGGACGACUUAGACGGUGAUAACGAGGAUAGUGAUGAUGUUGAUGAGGAUGGUCAUGAUGGCAAGGGUGAGCAUGAGUUUAGUAUCCCUAUGAAGGUGACUAUAAGCAAAGGAGAUGGACCUUCUUUGGAGCUUUGUUGCUUUGGCAUUCCAGACGAUAUAGACAUUUAUAGCAUUUCAUUGACGAGGCCUGAGUUUUCCCCUAAUCAGAUCCCUUACAAGGGUCCAGAAUUUCUGGAUUUGGAUGAGAAUUUACAAGCAUCUUUCGGAGAGUAUCUGGAAAUGAGAGGGAUUGAUGGCUCUUUGGCAAAUUACUUGCACAAGUACAUGAUGAAGAAACAAGGGAAAGAGUACAAGGAAUGGUUGAAGAGCAUGAAAGAGUUUGUUGAGAGCUGAGAAUUACAUACUCUUAAGAUUUAAAAGAAGUGUUUUGGGACAGGGUAUGUAUGCUUUUCUCUCUCCUUCUAGAAUACUUAUACUUUGGUAUAUGUUUCAGUGUAGUAUAAGGUUAGUUUUGAUGUCUAAAUGCUGCAGAAGUAUCCAGUUCGGUAACUCUAUUUCUGGCUAGUUAUUCACUUUUCUGGAAAGUUAUGUGAAAAUGAUAAAUGUUCAGAAUAUUGCAAGUCCAUUUUCUGGAGAGUUAUGAGAGUAUGCAUUUUCAUUUUUCUGAGAUUUUAUUUUUGACAGAAUAUUGCAAGUCCAAUUUAUAACAAAGUUAAUUGUACUUGAGCACUA